ACCGGGUGGGUUCAGUACGCAUGCGCGGAAGAACCGGUGAUGGCAGCGCAUUUAGAGGCUCCUUUACUUUAUGUAAUAAACUAAUACAUUUAACGUUUAAUGUAAACAGUUUCCUUGACCACCUGCCGCAUAAGAGAUAUGAAUGAGGACCACUUCGUUUUCCCUCGAGGUCCUGGCCUUACUCUUCCUCACACUGAUCCCUUGGCCGGGGCCCUCAGUCUUCAAAAUAACUUGCUCUCGUGACAACUCAAAAAUAGUAAGAAAAGUUAUAGAAAAUAAAUGGCUCCCAGUACUAGAGAGGUUUCAGGUGAAACUGCCACUGGAGUGUCCGUUCCAUCCGGCACGCGACAUAUUCGCGCCUCAACAUGCGGCCAAACUACAGCACCGUCCGUCGCAGUGGACGUGCGCCUUCUGUGGCAAGUCCUUCUACGAAGAACGACAUCUCGACACACACUUCGACCAGAGACACAAGAACCAGAUUAAUAAGGCGGAAGAUGCAGUUUGUCUGGCAGACUACUGUGACAUCAUGCGGUGUCAGGUGCUCGUCGCGCAUGGCCUGCUCAGCGGCACUGGAGGACCAAGCACUGAUAUUGAAACUUUCACUCAGGUAUGGCAAGACGUAGAAUCAGUGAAAAAAGCACUUGCACCAGCAGCGACGCGGAGCGUGGCCAGAGUCAACGCGAGAAGGCGGCACAGAGCGCGCACCGCACCACCGCCCCCCAUAGAAGACUGCCCGCGGUCAGAAGCAGACGUACGAGAGGAGGAAUCAGAACCAGACGAGAAAAGAACGGAAGAUAAUGACAGUGACGCUAAUCAGACAGCUGAGUUGUGUGACGCGGACACCGUGGAGUCAUCCUUGCCUCCCGACAGCCGGCACAAGAGGCUGGCGGACUUGCAGGCAGAGCGAGCGGCUUGUGACCCCACCCGCCUUCAGACACUCAAGGUUCGCUGUGAAAGAAUAGUACAUUCCUGCAUAGCGACACUUCUUCUACACCUCACGCAACAUCAGUUCACCGAGCUUGAAGAGGAAAUGCAGCGCGCUGUGUGCUGGUACCUGAGCUGCGACCGGUACUGGGAGGACACGGCGCCCUCGGCUCGCGCCUUCCCCUGGCCGCUGUUGCUGGCCCUGGCUACCGGCCUAGCGUUGGCACUCUGUAUGUGCUACUAUAUCAUCUGGAUUGUGUUCGAGCUGCCUUAUGUGCAGGCGUUUCUCAUUAAUACAAUGGUCGAUCAUCUUUACCUCCAAGAAGCGGCUGAAGAUUUCCCGGCGCCUAGGAGUCGAAGAUCUAGCUCGGAAGAGGGCAGCGUGGCGGGCAGCGCGUCGGUGUCGAUGACGACGCACUCGUCGCCCACGCGCGGCGAGCGCCUGGCGGCCGACGACGCCAUGCUGGACGACCCGGACCACGACGACCACUACAUCUACGUCACCUACCCGCCCGAGCUCAAGCGCAGGCUGCUCGAGAGCUGCUACAAUAGAACAACUCGCCUCUGAGAUCAGCAUCCAUGCCAUUGCGCCGCGCAUGCGUACUUUGUAGUCUAGUCAACAAAAUGCUGUUAUGCAACUUUUUUUUUUACAAAAAAUAUGAUUUCGUUAACCCAAAAAGUUUUGGCUAGUUGAAAAAAAAUCGUGUUGGUUUUCAUGAAUAAUUUUACUUAGGUUAACUAGUUAGGGAUUUAAUGAGAUCCAAUUUUACGAAAUAUGUGAAAAAGUUGCUGAAACAGCAGUUGUUGACUAGAUUAUAGUACCACUACAGUAGUUUUAAUUCUUAGAAUUUGUGGUAAUUUCUAUAAACAUUGUGUUAUAGUGGAAUACGUAUGUGUUCUGUUCUUUAUUUCAACAUUUGAACACUGUUGUGAUUUUUUAUACAUUUCUUCUUAAUAGGGUUGUUUCCUAAAUCAAAAACAAAUUAUUUUCACUAACGAAUCUAAUGAACAUAUAUAAGUGAUGAUAAUAUCAUUAACUGAUUAAAUUUUAAUUUAUUUUCAGCGUUUUUUACAGUCGUCUAAUUCUUAUUCAAAAUUGAGAGUAAACUGUCGUUUGUCAUUAAGAAAAAAGUAAUUUUGACUAGUUGGAAACUACCCUAUCGUUUUCACAAUAAUGUUCAGUAAAUCUACUGUAAAUAAGGCACAGAAUCACAUAGCAAUUUUAAAGGUAUGUUGAUAAUAUGUUGCACUAGAUUUGUAGUUUUCGCGCCAAAAUUCUUCAAUUGGCUUCUCUCAGAGGUACGUAGGUCGAAUACUAAAACUUUAUUCAUAUUAUGUUUUGUAGAUGUUCAUUUAGGAAAUCUAUAUGUAAAAGUUUGUCAAAAAAUGUUGUGUUGAUAUUAAUCAAAGAGUAUAUGCAUGCCCUAUGACUAUAGGUCUAGUGUGACAUAUUAUACUUAGGUAGGUAUCCCUAAACAACAAAAUUUUCACAAAAAUACCAAAGUAGAUAUCAAGACGAAAGAAUCUCUUUUUUAUAUAUUAUUGUAUUAAGUGUUAUUUACAAAUUUGUUUAAGUUUAGUUUAUAGUGUAAUUAAUUCUUUUAGAUGUAGUUUGCUUGAAACAAUUUGAUGGUGCCUAAACCUUUCCUUUUUAUAUUGUGCCUACUUAUAUGUAUUUUUUUCUCUUUUAGGUAGUAACAGAUAUUACAAUAAGAAACAAUACUGUAAAUACAAACAAUGUCGAUGUGACUUUAUAAUCAUUUAAUAACAGAUUUGCUGAUAAAGAGAAAUAUUUUUGUCUUAAAUGCAUUUUAUCCCCUCAUUGCUCAUGAGACUAAGGCCUUUUUUACAAUGUCUGAAUUACUUCUUUUUUUUUCUGGUAACUGAGUCUCCAAUACAUUUUUGUUGACUAUACUGCCAGUGUCGUAAGUUCUUGUGCCAGCUAAGCUAUCAACAACUUGAUCAGAAAUUGUGAAACAGGUCCUUAGUAUCCAUAUCUUCGAUUAUAGUAAUAUAACAUAUUUUUAUCUAACUCAAAAAAUAUUUAACAUUCGAUUUUUGAAAGGGAAUUAAAAAUAAAUUUCAUGUUAGAAUCAUGCCAAGUGCCCAAAUAGUUGAAUACUAUUGUAAGGUCAAAAAAUAUGAAUUUAUACUUUCAGAAAUCCAAUGUACCUAAUAUUUUCACGUGAAACUAGACUUAUACAAUUGUAUGAUAAAAAUAUUAAAUUUAUUUAUUUGCUCAUUGUUAAUGUUAAUUUGACAUAAUGUCAGGAUUUUGUUACUUAGCUAUUUUAUUUGUUAUUUUGUUUUAUAAUAAAUAAUCUCACGACCAAUUAUAGUCAUUACUUAUAAGCAAA
This is a messenger RNA of Spodoptera frugiperda (fall armyworm), 3281 nucleotides long. RefSeq lists its product as uncharacterized. The record is from RefSeq and is a predicted model, not a curated record. The transcript is spliced from 12 exons. The coding region runs from base 143 to 1492 and encodes 449 amino acids. NCBI's taxonomy places the organism in Eukaryota, Metazoa, Arthropoda, Insecta, Lepidoptera, Noctuidae.